AUGUCUCCCAACCCCUACCCCCCAUCCUACAAAUCCAACAAGGAGGACCCACCACCACCCUACUCACCUGCAGCCUCUGCACGAAUCACCGAGCAAACCCCACUAUUCCCCGACAAUAACAGCAACACUAGGAAUCCACGCCCGCCGAUUAUCAGGAUAUAUCUCCCAACGGUACGUAGUCCCGCAAGGGAGUUUGAUAGGAAAGUGAGGAGAUGGAUGAAAGCAAUCCUGAUUGGCAUUUUUCUCGGUUGUGUGCUUGGGAGCUUGGUUGUUUUGGGGAGGGAUGUGUUUUAUGGUUUUGAUGGUGAGGUGGUGGUUGAGGAGGUGAGGAUUGGGGUUUUGGGUGGGUGCUCUUUUUUAUUUUUGCUUUUGUCUUUUUUCUUUUUUCUUUUGAUGGAAUAUGAGGGCUGUUUUAUAUGUGCUUUGAGAGUUGGGAGUUUGGUUUGGGUUUCUAAUUAUCUCAUGAGGGAAUGAGAGUUUAGUGCCCUCUUUUUGGAUGGCUUGUUUUUAUACAUUUGAUUCUUCGUCUUCUUCUAUAUAUUGUACAUUAUCAAAAAAGACAAGUCCUCAUUUCCAAACAAGCACUUACACAUAAAACUAACAUACCAGCCAGGCGCAGGGUCAGCAGGAAUAUCAACAUCCUACACCCUCUCCCAACUCCCCCUUCCCAUAACAAAACGCAAGAAAAUCCACCUAAACAUAACCCUCCUCGACAAAAACCCCACAAUAGGCGGUCGUCUCACCCUCCCCUUCCAAUCCGAUAACUCAAUUCUGCAAAAGGAACUCCACAUCGAAGACCUCUCUACCGCCUGCUUAUCACAAAGUUCAAUUCUCGCCGCACGCGCGAAAUCCGAACUGUCGUUAAACUACGGAAUCAGCAGGUCAUCACAGACUUCCCUCACAAAAACGGGGUUCUAUGAUGGCAACGGAAUCAUAGCGGAGGUAUCCCGACCGAGGGAUAAGGUCGGUUGGGGUUGGUUGAAACUCGUCUGGCGAUAUGGGGCCUCGGUUUGGCGAGCAGGUGUGUUACCCGAUGGGGCCUCGUCUUCGUUCGUAGAGAUGAUGAGGAAGAGUUCGUUCCCUAGCCGUUCCGAAAGCGCAACUUAUGAGAGUGUCUGGGAGAUCCUCGAGAAAGGGGGGAUGACUGAUGCAGUGGGUCUCGGUGCUGUUGAGAGGUUAGAGAAAAAUGGUGUUGGGGGGAAGUACGUGGAAGAGAUUUUGCGACCUCAGGUCAGAAGACAGGGCGGGACUGAAAUAGAAGAGGUUUCCGAUUUGGUGCUGAGUGUUUUGUUAAAGAGGGAGAAUGAGGGAACGUGUUUUGAUGGGGAGGGAGGGAGAGUAUCUGAGGUGUUGAAGAAGUUUGUGGAGAAGAGUGGUGUGGAACUCAGGCUCGAUACCGAGGUCACAGGAAUCAGACAAGAAAUUCUGGACGAGGGGAAGAAGAUCUGGGUUCUAGAGACGAAAUCAACAUUGAACGACACCGCAGAGUCAGAAUACACAGGAUACGACCACCUUGUCAUCGCCGCACCCCUCAAUGAUUCCCUCUUCAAAUCACCAAACCAAGACACCAACACAAGAGAAACAAUAAUCUACAGACCCAUCCACACAACAUUCAUCCUCACAAACACCACCCCCUCCUUCUCCCCCCUCCUUGCCCUCCUCCCCACCACCCCAACCCAAAUCCACGAACUCACCCGCCUCCGCCAAAUCCACAUCCCCACCACGCAAUCCCUCAUCCAAACUCUCUUUCUCUCCCGCAUCCUCUCCAACUCCAUAAUCCCAGAUGAGCAAAUACACACCCUCUUCAACGGCCCCUCAAAUGUGAAAGAGAUCCUGCACUGGAAAAUCGAGAAUGCGUGGCCGGUGAGUAGACCUAGAAGUAGUGGGGAUAGCUUGGGGGGGUUUAAGUUGGGGGAUGGACUUUGGAGCACCGGGAUGGGAGAGGGGGUUGUUGGUGGAGUUGAUUGGAGUUGGGUCGUUGGAGAGAAUGUUGGGAGGCUUUUGGGGAGGGAGUUUAGGGGGUGA
This is a messenger RNA of Hymenoscyphus albidus, 2025 nucleotides long. NCBI's taxonomy places the organism in Eukaryota, Fungi, Ascomycota, Leotiomycetes, Helotiales, Helotiaceae. The record is from the annotation of a GenBank genome assembly.